Messenger RNA from Tigriopus californicus, 1343 nucleotides. RefSeq lists its product as uncharacterized. NCBI's taxonomy places the organism in Eukaryota, Metazoa, Arthropoda, Copepoda, Harpacticoida, Harpacticidae. The record is from RefSeq and is a predicted model, not a curated record. The transcript is spliced from 3 exons. Bases 574 to 933 code for a protein of 119 amino acids.
UAUGGAAUUCCAGGAAGUGAAGAUGUUGGGCAGCCCUUCCAAUGUUUUAUCGACGAGGUUUUUCACGGUUUGCCUUACGUUUUCGUCUACAAAGAAAUAUGUAAGCCAUCCAACUAGUGGAUAACGGGUAUUCAGUUCUUUUUGGAAAUUACACAACACCCUGUGUUGCAAGAUUUGGGCCCUUGCAACCGAGCUGCUGCAAGCUUGUGUUGUGGCCUAGGGAGGUCCAAAACAGCCGUAGAACUGUUCAUGGGUGGUCAAGGGAAAUCGAAAAUGGGCGUUGUUGGUGAACAGUGACGUGAUCCAGAGAUCAGGAGAGCAUUUCUAAGCGGGAGUUAGCGAUGACCGCUCUCUGGGAGGUGGAAAGGUAGAGGUAAAAAUGGCCAACGAAGCGUUUGCAAUUCCCAGAUGCAGCCAGCACAGAACAAGCGCUAGGCCCAGAAUGCUUGUGAUGGCCUGACAAUACAAGUGCGGGAUCUGGGGGAGAGUUGACUGGUGGAUUUGGCUCAGUUGUGGAACCUUAUAGGCCGGGCACCCCUCGUCGAACAGAACAUCCAAAGGUAUUCAGAAGGCAUGGUCGGGUGCCAGGUGUUGGACACCUUAGUGGGGAAGGAUGGCGAGCUCGAAGCGGACGUGAACGUGGACAAAUGUGAUGCUUUUGAAGAACUCUUUAUCAGGACAUCUGGGCAAAUCAAGCUUUUGCUUCGUCUGGAAGACUUCCAGAGUUUGUUGGCACUUGGGACAAAGCAUUGUGUCAGGCAGGGCAACAAUUGGGACAUAAUCCGCCAACUUCUUCCCAGAAAUGAAUUUCAUCACCUAGUUCAGAACCACCUGAAUCUUAUCCAUAAGAGUAUUGAGCGGGUCAUUUUUUUGAUCCGGACAUCACCAUACAAAGCUAGUCCAUAUGGAAUGUUUGAAGAGAUGAGACCAUGAGUUAUGGGCAUAAUAUGCCUGUUGGGAAGAUGGACUCCUAGGUGUCCGAGGAUUCCAAGCCUCUGGACGGUUGUUUUGACGAUUCUAUUUUCAUGUGGUUUGCCACUAAGAUCCCUGGUAGCUUCUAUCCCCAGAAUGUUCAGCGUUUCGCCCAACUGAAUCAUGUUCCCACCAAUGCAGAUGCUUGGAGCACUCAAAGACUUUCCUUUUCUCUCAAGAAAGAGGAAGCCAGUCUUCUUAUGCUCAGCUAAGAGCCAGUUUGAGUCUCUAACCCAAGAUUGAAACAUAUUACCGACAUUAUACCAGCCUUUGAGAGCUACCCAUGAAAGAAGAGACACCCAUUGGUGGAUAGGAGGGCCUUCAUCCAACGUGACCACGUUCAAGUUGUAUUAUGCAGAUCUCCGUGCUUU